AAAAUGUGAAAAUUGAGCAGAUCGUUGUUGAUUUGCUCGCAAAUAUUAAUACAAAGGAAGAUGCUUUAACAUGGCUUAAUGAAUUUCAAAAAUGUUCAAAAACUACAAUGCGUUUAACACGCACUUAUCCAGUUAAAGGAGAUAAAGUUGUUUUUAGAGAGUUGCAAUAUUGCAUCCAUAGCAAUUUAGUCAAACAAAAAAAUAAUCAUCAUGAAACAAAAAAUCCAAAUGGUCUGCGAAACAGGGAUACUGGAUAUAAGGCAACUCUAAACCUUGAAUGA
Racocetra persica is the source of this 281-nucleotide messenger RNA. The record is from the annotation of a GenBank genome assembly. NCBI's taxonomy places the organism in Eukaryota, Fungi, Glomeromycota, Glomeromycetes, Diversisporales, Gigasporaceae.